AGGAAUGCAGCACGGACUAGUAACUAACAGAGACCCGUGUAUGGCAGUCUAACAUGGAGCGUGUUUUUCUAUUCUGGAGUGUAGGCCCUACAGUGAAAGUAUAUUCGGAUAUUACCAUAAAAUAUUUUCGUUGAUUAACGUCUGGAUACCUCUCAAACAAGGAUGAUGGAGCACUAUCUGUUCAACUGACAUCCAACAAUGGCAUCACCACCAGUGAUACCACCUCCACCACCUCCACCACCACCACCUCCUCUUGCCCUACCUCCCCCUCCUCCUCCACCGCCCCCUGGCCAAUUCCCUGGUGGAGGUCAAUUUACCCGAGGGCCGACGCGGGCCUCUAAAAUGCGUAAUUUUAAUUGGGAGGCCAUACCUAAGGACACAGUGCUGGGCAAACAUAACAUAUGGACAGCAGAGAAGAACAGGGAGUUCGAGUUGGACACAAAACGUAUGGAGGAGUUGUUCAGCCACAAUGACCAGAACAAGGUCCAGGCUGCACAUCGCCGGAGCAUACGACUCUCCCCGAGCAAUGCACCAGGACCUGAAGGGGUGUCCAUUCUCAAUUCCAAGAAGAACAUGAACAUUGGAAUUUUCCUCAAGCAGUUCAGAAGGUCUGUGAAUGGAAUGAUAGAUGACAUAAUCAAAGGCAGAGGUGAAGGAUUUGGGACUGGGAAACUAAAGGAGUUGUGCAAACUACUGCCAGAGGAUGGAGAGGUGCGACAGCUUCUUGCUUUUAAAGGAGACUACACAACUCUGUCUGAGGCAGAUCAGUUUAUGGCACAACUUGUCAAAGUUCCAUGCUACGAGGAACGGUUGAACAGUUUAGUCCUCAAAGAGGAGUUUCCUCAUUUCAUGGAUGAGGCAAAUAACUCUAUUGCAAUCAUGACUGCUGCUGGAAAAGAGCUGUUGGAAUGCGUCGAUCUACAUUCAGUCAUCCGGCUAGUGUUGAAGACAGGAAACUACAUGAACUCUGGAGGGUACGCUGGCAGUGCCGUGGGAUUUCGGAUGACUUCUCUUCUCAAACUUGCUGAUACCAAAGCCAACAAGCCUGGAAUGAAUCUCAUGCACUAUGUUGUGAUGCAAGCCCAGAAGAUAGACGCAUCUUUGUUGAACUUCACAGAGCAACUAAGGCACAUUGGAGAUGCAGCAAGGAUUCAUAUACAAGAAAUUGAGACAGAGUUCCAAAAGGAAGUGAGCAAAGUCCAGGUGUCAAAGCAGAAUGCUGACAAACAGCCUGAUCUUCAAGAACAGAUGAGGGAUUUUUUGCAGUAUGCAGAGACCAGGUUACAGGAGACUGAGGCUUCUUUUCAGACUCUUGCUGCUGUGAGUGAGUCUGUAGCAGAGUAUUUCUGUGAGGAUCCCUCUCAGUUCAAACUUGAGGAGUGUUGCUCCAUUUUUUACUCUUUCUGUCAGAAAUUCAAACGAGCAGUUCAGGAGAACCUUGAACGAGAAAUGGCAGAGGUAAAGCGCAGACAACGAGAACGUGUUCAGUGUGCUGCCAAGCGACGCUCCACCGCCACCUGCUCCGUACGAGACAAAGACAUGGAGGGAGUUGCGAUGGAGUCCGUCCUGCAGAGGUUUCUCCACAAUAGCUCAUCCCGCCGCAGGGCUGGAACUCCCUCACCCACACAGGGGAGUAUUUCUGAGAUCACCUCGCAGGAGAACCACCCUGCCAACAACCGAGAGGUCAAGAGGAAUAGCUGGCUCAAAAGUGUCUUGGCUACGGAGUACACUAAUAAGAAUGUUUGUGAGGAGGAGACGCCCAAGCCACCAGAGAUCACGAUCUUGAGCCCUGGGGCUAGUACCAUCUUGUCCAUCAAUCAGCGUGUCUCUGUAACCAUUGAGCAAGAUGAAGAAGAGGCCCAGACUGAGACAGAUGUGCAGAAUAUGAGAGAGCUAUCACGUAGGGUUUUACGUUACCAGUCCAGGGGCAGCGCUUCGUCUGGUGAGGCCCUGUCACCAGUUCAGUCACCCAGGCAGCUGGUCUUCCAGGAAGACAGGAAACAACUUCUGAUCGUGUCCAUACAAGAAAAUACUUGUAAAUUUGAAGAAACGACUUCUAAAAGCAUUAACACAUUGGAACUACUUCAGACCAACCAGAUUAUCAAUCGCCGGCACACAAUCGCACUUCCCAAAGCCAGUUGUGGAAAUAUCAGUGAGGAGGAUCUAUUCAUUCCUGGUAAUUUGAAUGGAACUCCAACUCCCCGUAUUGGUAGUAUUGGUAAAAUGAAAUCUGUGGAUUGCAGUAUGCUCAUCACACAACAAUGCUUGACAGAGACAAUUAAAGAUUCCUGUGCCAAGCCACUUAAUUCUCAAGAGGAAUCACAAUUAGCUGACUCAUCGCAAUUACAAUCAGCUGAGUCAGAGGCAAAGACUGAAGAGACAGUGCGUAGCUUGCAAUUUGGUAAUGGGAAAAAACUAAACAACCAAACCGUAUCACCCAAAAACACUAAAGAGACCUUCAGCUUUAUGUCUUUAUUUAAACGUUGGCGUGUCAAAUCAAACAGCAAAGAGCUUGAUUGCGAUAGUGUGGACCCAUGAUGAGAAGUCAUGGGUUCAUACAAACACAGCUCUCAAUUUAUUCAAAUUCUGGAUGUGGAAUGUUGCAUUUGUAGGAUUAAAGCAUGUAAUUUCUGCACCACCAGAUGAAAUUACAAAAAUAAACAUUGUUUUCUAACAGCUUCUCCAAAUAUGCCUUUGAUCAAAACAAGUAGAUAGUCCCGCCCCCCAACUCACAUCAUUGGUUGAGUCAAUAUUGUUGUAUCAGGCUGGACGGGUCGUUCAAAACUGAGCAAUUUUUAUAGCACCACAGAGACGCAUUGUUUACAGUUUUUGAGAAAAUGACCCUACUAUUAAGCUGGGAUAACAGAAAGUAUUUUAACACUGAAACAGUUUCACACUUUCUAAGAGAUAGUUCACCCAAAAAUGAAAAGUUUUUCAUCAUUUACUCACCAUCAUGCCAUCCCAGAUGUAUAUGACAUUCUUUUUUCUGCAGAACACAAACAAAGAUUUUUAGAAGAAUAUAUCAGCUCUGUUGGUCCUUUCAAUGCAAGUGGCCAGAAAUCUGAAGGUCCAAAAAGCAGAUAAAAGUAAUCCAUAAGACUCCAGUGGUUAAAUGCAUAUCUUCAAAAGUGAUAUGAUAUAGGUGUGGGUGAGAAACAGAUCAAUAUUUACCUUUUUACUAUAAGUCUCCACUUUCACUCUCAGAUAUGAAAGUGAAAGUGAAGAAUAUAGUAAAUAUUGCUGGCCAACAUUCACUUUCAUUGAAAGGACCAACAGUGCUGAGAUAUUCUGCUAAAAAUCUUCAUUUUUGUUCAGCAGAAGAAAGUCAUAAACAUCUGGGAUGGCAUGAGGGGUGAGUAAAUGAUGAGAGAAUUUUCAUUUUUGAGUGAACUAUCCCUUUAAGCUUGUACUUGAUCAAUGUUUGCUUGAAUAAAACAGUGAAUUGACAUUUAUUUCCAUGACUCUUUUAAACAAAAGAACAUACCAAAAAGCAGAGAUAAUGCACAUGCAAUUUCACAGCAUACCAAAAAUUUAAUUAAUUCAAAUAUACUUUUAAGAUGUGUAAAAUUAGAAAUUUGACCUGCAAUGCACCAAAUUCCACACAUGGGGGCAGUAUAUGAUACAGAUUUCCAUGGUGUUACAAUAGCUGUGUCCCAAAUUAUGCACUGUAUACACUAUCCACUUGCAAUAUUCACUAUGCACUCAACUAUGUAGUGUAUACAUUUUCAAAGUGUAGUACUGUCCCAAAUGGAACACUAACGUUUUUUUACUGCACGGAAGCACUCGCUGUUUUUCAGCUGACGGAGGUGAAUUUUCAAACGCACGUGAUAUGUUGACGCUAGCUUUAGCGUUUUAGUCAAACUCAGUUCAACAAUUAUAUCUAAAAAAAUUGGGGUGAUGGUAAAGCAUUCAAUUCACAUUUGUAAGGUGCUGCCUUCAAAGAAGUUUAGCUUGUUGCCACAUUCACCAUAAAUUAACUCUGCUACGUAGGGCAAGCUGCGUCUGUUGAGUGCAUGAAGUGUCCAACAUUCCACACUCUGUUUUUUCAGUUGAAGUAGCCUACAUCAUACGGGUACUCGUAGUAAUCUUUUUGUUGCAUUUUUAGUGAAAACAUACUACCUGCUCUACUUACACUACAACAUGGUGAGAAUAGUGCAGAAGUGUACGAUUUGGAAUGCAGCUAUUUUCUUGAUUUGUUGACAUUAACUACACACAUUAGCACAGUGUAAUGACAUGAGUAGUUAUUUUCUCAGUCAUGCAGAAUGUUUUGAAUUAAGAUUAUAUUGACCAGACAUAAUACCAAUAAAUUAGUGAACAUAUUGAGCUCAACUGGUUGCAAUAAAUGUAAUCUUGUCUGAUAACUUAAGGUGUUUUUUUAUUUUUAUUUUUAGUUAUUUAUUUAUUUUUUAUUCUGUUGACCUGACUUGUUUACCAAUUAUUCCAAAGCGUGCAUAAAUGCCAACUAGCAUAGUACACCCAUCUUGGAAUGGCCUGGCUCGUACCACAUCAUGUUACUGAAAAUGGUCAAUAAAUUGUAAGUCUAUUGUGUUUCCUAUGAUAGAGCAAACUGAGCAUUUAAAUACUCUGUUGCAUGAUUAAAAUGGGGAAUAGAGAAAGUUUCAUGUAGUUUGCGGUUUGAAAGGCUCCAGAAGUAAAAGAAGAACUUUGUUUUGAACCAUUCCAUAACACAAGCUGGUAAACCUUUGCACUUGCUGUUUGAAAUAGGAUUGUAACAGUGUUAGAAUGCAAUUAAGAACAUUUAAAGCCAAUCCAAACAGCAGCUCAGUGGGUUACAUGUGGAUGCUCAUAAAAUUGGUUGUGUUAAGUGCAUUUGAAUUUGCCGUUACUCUUCCUAACAUUGCUAAAGCAUUUUUUAAACAAAAAAUAUUUAUAUCUUUUUAUGUGUUAUAUCGUUAGGUUAGGCCAACAAGAUUUUUGGUUCUACUGGAUGUGGAUAAACAUGGUCAAAACAUUGUAAAAGGCUGCAGUAAUCUGGCUCAAUCAUGUUUUUUAGCCUAAAAGACAUCUGCUUAGCUUCUUGACUAAUGGGAACAAUGAAAAGCUUAUCCUUGAUAAAGACAUUGAGAGCUUAGUUAGGGAGAAUAGAUAACAUCAGAGGAUCCCAACAGGCCUGCCUUAGGUGGUUUACAGAGUCUAAAGUGCCUGCUAAACUACAUCAAUAACAGCCUGGGACUCUGCGGGGGGUGGCGUUUAGGGGGAUGGGAGUGUUUGGGUGAAUGUGAUUGAAUUAUCAGUCUCAUAGAACUAAGAAUAACAGGUCAAGCACUGUGUGUUUGAUUGAAUGUCACAACAUGCUAUAAGUUUACACUCCAAUUGAUCCUGAAAAUAGCUUACUGGGAGCAUAAAGGGAUAGAUUGCCCAAAAUAAAAAAGAAUUCUGUGGAACACAAAGGGAGAUAUUAGGCAGAAUAACAGCCUCAGUCACUAUUUACUUUCAUUGUACGGAAACAAAGAUGCAAUAAAAGUGAAUGGUGACUGAGACUGUCAUUCUGCCUAUCAUCUCCAUUUUAGUUCUAUGGAAGAAUGAAAGUCAUUUACACAACACGAGGAUGAGUAAAUAAUGGCAGAAUUGUAUCUCUGUGUUACCUAAAAGGACAAUAUCUGUCUUUUCAUUCAGUUACAAAACAUGCUUAAAUGCAUUAUUGUAUCUCUGUGUUACAGUUAAAUACUCCCAUGGUAACAUUGACACCAUCUAUUUUAGCGACUUGACCAAUUGUUUAGAGAUGUAUUUAAUUUAUUUGGAUGAAUGGUAAAGCUGUUUGUACAUUUAAUCACAGAAAUAUGAUAUAUUUGUAUGUCUCUAUUUCAGUAUAAAACCACAAGACACAGACACUCACAGACUUUUUCAGCUUAAAUUUCUAUGCACUUUUUGUAUUUGUGUCUGCAUUCCACUAAAAUAAAUUGUAUUUUUAAUAUAUAUCGCAGUA
This is a messenger RNA of Myxocyprinus asiaticus (Chinese sucker), 5947 nucleotides long. Its product is annotated as FH2 domain-containing protein 1-like. The record is from RefSeq and is a predicted model, not a curated record. The transcript has 12 exons. Bases 199 to 2538 code for a protein of 779 amino acids. Lineage: Eukaryota; Metazoa; Chordata; Actinopteri; Cypriniformes; Catostomidae.